Molecule: messenger RNA, 1095 nt
Organism: Adineta steineri
Lineage: Eukaryota; Metazoa; Rotifera; Eurotatoria; Adinetida; Adinetidae
Source: the annotation of a GenBank genome assembly
AUGUGUAUUUGGAUUAUAAAUUAUCAAGCAGGACAAACUGUUUAUCAACCAAUUAUUCAGUUAUUUGGUUAUGAUAGUAUAUAUCAUGAAAUAAUUUUCGUAAAUAAUAAAUAUCAAUGGCCAAUUACUCAAGGUCUUUUUAAGAUCUAUGUUCAACUUAAUCCUGGUGAAAAUAUAAUUCACCUAUCAACAUUGACAUCUGAAUUAUCAUUUACACUGAUCUAUUGUCCAUUAAAAACAACUAAUAUUAUCGUUCGUCUUAUCUAUAUAUCAUUUCCUGAUGAAACAAACAAUAAUAUAGAACAUAUAUGUAAACAAUUUGUUUUUCUAACUAAACUUGUUCGAUGUACAUUCGAUGAAAUUCUUCAUAAACAAAUGCGAUAUAAACGUUCAUUAAUAUUUGAUAUUGAAAAGAAAAUUCAUCAUGUAUCAAUGUUAAAAAACAAUUUUGAAAAUAAAAUAAUUGAUAAGGAAAUAUUUAAAGAAAUCUAUCGUCAAAUAUAUGCAAUGGAUUUUGUUCAAAAUUCAUCUGUUAAACUUAUUAUCAAUUCAUCAAUUGCACCAUCAUUGAAAUUUGCUUUCACAUUUAAUAAUAUGAUUGUUUUCAAUUUACCUGAACAAUUUUGUCAUCUUCCAUCAUCAUUUGAUGAAUUCUAUGAAAAUCUUAAAACAAUUAAAGCUGAAUCUUUAUUCUAUUCAAUUGGUGCUUAUCUACAUGAACUCGGGCAUUUAUUUGGUCUUGAUCAUGGAGAUAAUCAAAGUGAAACAAUCAUGUCAUCAUCUAAAGGUUAUAUAGAAUCUGGAAAAGAUUUUUUUCUUAUUAGUCAACGUUUAUGUUCGAUUAUAUCCAAUCGACAAUGUUCGUGCUAUAAAGAACCACUAUUACAUAUGUCAUGUUCAUAUUCAAAUGGAUUAUUAACUAAAGAUUCUGUUAAUUUAAAAUCUUUAUGUAAAUCAGAUAUUCAUUGUCAAUUUGCAUUAAAAUUUAAUCAUUUUAAAUAUAAUGAAAUACCAAAUCAAUGUAUAUGUAAUGGACAAUUUCAUUUUGAAAAUAAUCAUUGUAAUCAAUUGAUAAGUCAAUUUAAUGUAGAAUAA